GCCCCCUGAUGGUCCUCAGGUUCCUUCCCGCUCACACCGGAGUCACUUCCGAAGAGAGAACCGCCAUGAAGAGAGUAGGGGGUGCCGCCCACCUCUGCACCGACAGCCUCCCCGAGUCCCAGCAGCAAGACGGCAACCACGCACCCAGCUUCUCCAGCCACAGCUCAUGCCGCCGUCGCCAGCGGCGCCGACAUGACAAGGCGCUGCAUGCCCGCUAGGCCAGGUUUCCCCUCAUCCCCAGCCCCGGGGUCGUCGCCCCCGCGCUGCCAUCUGAGACCCGGUAGUACCGCCCCUGCUGCAGCAGGAAAAAGAACAGAGAGUCCUGGGGACAGGAAGCAAUCAAUCAUAGAUUUCUUCAAGCCAGCUUCAAAACAAGACAAACAUAUGUUGGAUUCUCCUCAAAAAUCAAAUAUCAAAUACAGUGGAAAUGGAUUAUCCAUCACUGGGACAGAGCGAUUUGAAAGGAAAUUAUCUUCACCAAAAAAAACUAAACCCAAAAGAAUGUCAUCUGAAGAAAGUCCUAUUUUAGAAGCUUUCAUGAAAGGUGGGAAAGAGCACCACAAAGAUCGUGGUAUCCAUGAGUCACGUCGGCCUUGUAUAUCUCUAAGCACCAAAUAUUUACCCAAAGGAGCGGGCAUCUAUGCACCUUCCUCUUAUCGAUUGCCUAAAGAGAUCAAGGCACGGAAGAAAAAACACCGGUCUCCUGAGAAAAGAAAGUCACUGUUCAUUCAUGAAAGUAACAGGGAGAAGAAUGACAGAGAUCGAGGGAAGAACAGUGAAGACUCCAGAAAACAUUCCCCGGCCACAGAAGGUGACAUCUUCAAGAACAGCUCCAGAAGUAUUAGUAGCAGAAGCAGCCUAUCCAGGCACCAUCCAGGAGAAAGCCCAUUGGGGGCUAGGUUCCAGUUGUCAUUAGCUUCCUACUGCCGAGAGCGAGAACAGAAGAAGUUGAGAAAAGAACAAAUGGAGCAGAGAAUCAACUCAGAAAAUUCUUUCUCAGAAACAAGCAACCUUUCCUUAAAGUCCUCCGGUGUAGGGAAAAAAUGUAAGCCAAGGCAUGAGCACAGCAAACACAAUGAGGCUGUACCUGGGAAGAGUAAUCUCUCAAAUCUGGAAAAUGGACAUCUCUCAAGAAAAAGAUCAUCUUCAGACUCGUGGGAACUUUCAGGCUCUAAACAGAAUAAAUUCUCCGACAAAAGAAAAAGGAACUCUGUGGACUCAGACCUGAAAAGCACAAAAGAACCUAUCAUACCAAAAGCAAAAGAGCCCUUUCUAGAGAAGCGCCCAGACACAUGCCAUCAGAGAGACAAGUUUAUAAGACACAUUGCACUGAAGACUCCUGGGGGUGUUCUGCGCUUGGAAGAUAUAGCCAAGGAACCUGAUGACGAAACAGAUCGCUCUUCUGCAGACUUGGCACCAUCAAAUUCUGGCCACCAUUCUUCCAGGAAUAGUGACCAAGUCCACGCAGCAAGUACCAAAGAGACUAAAAUACAGAAACCCCACUUACCUUUACCUCAGGAAAAAUCUACAAUUAAAAGAGCUAGCAAUCUUCAGAAAAGUAAACCAGCUUGCUCUGUGACAUCAAAAGAGACAAAGCUACCUUUACUUUCCCAUGUUCCAAGUGCUGUUUCCUCUCGAGUACCGCUAAAUGCUAAAAAUUGCACUCUUCCAGUUCCUAAAAAAGAUAAAGAGUGUUCCUCCUCAAAAGAACGUUCUGGGCAUUCUACAGAAUCCUCCAAACACAAGGAACACAAAGCAAAGACUGUUAAGGCUGUUUCUAAUGAAUCUUCAGGGAAAAAUUCUGGGGGAUCUUUGCAUUCAGAGUGCGACCCUCCAGCAGCGUCUCCCCCAGCUGCCUUGGAAGUUGUGCCGUGUGUCCCAAGCUCUACAGCACCUUCAGAUAAAGAGAGUUCAGGCAAUUCCAAUGCAGGUAGCAGUGCACUGAAAAGGAAAUUCAGGGGUGAUUUUGAUAGUGAUGAAGAAAGUUUAGGUUACAACUUAGAGAGUGAUGAGGAAGAGGAAACACUAAAAUCACUGGAAGAAAUAAUGGCUCUGAACUUCAGUCAGACUCCUACGACUUCAGGAAAGCCUCCUGCAUUUUCCAAGGGGCUUAGAUCCCAGUCGUCAGACUACAUGGAACAUGCUCAGAGUGGAACUUACACAAAUACCUUAGAGCGACUGGUAAAGGAGAUGGAAGACACACAGAGGCUAGAUGAACUACAAAAGCAGCUACAGGAAGACAUAAGACAGGGCCGUGGCAUUAAAUCUCCUAUCAGAAUUGGUGACCAGGACAGUACAGAUGAUGAGGAUGGCCUCUUGGAAGAGCACAGGGAAUUUCUAAAGAAAUUUUCAGUUACAGUUGAUGCUAUUCCUGAUCAUCAUCCAGGUGAAGAAAUAUUUAAUUUCCUCAAUUCUGGAAAAAUUUUCAAUCAGUGUACCUUAGAUUUAAGAGACUCUGGUUUUAUCGGAGAAAGUCCUGUGGAAAAGCUUAUUCUCAAAUCAGGAAAACAAGAUCAGAUUUUUUUGACAACCCAAGGCUUCCUUACCACUGCAUACCAUUAUGUCCAGUGUCCUGUACCUGUGUUAAAGUGGCUGUUUCGGAUGAUGUCGGUUCACACGGAUUGUAUUGUGUCAGUGCAGAUCUUAAGUACACUGAUGGAAAUAACCAUUAGAAAUGAUAAUUUCAGUGACUCUCCAGUUUGGCCCUGGAUCCCAUCAUUGUCUGAUAUAGCAGCUGUAUUCUUCAACAUGGGCGUUGGUUUUGGAUCUUUGUUUCCUCUGGAGACUCUUCAACCAGACUUUAAUGAAGACAAUCUAAUUUCUGAAACACAGAAAUCACUGGGGGGAAAAGGAAGUGAAGAUUCAUCUUAUAAUCCAGUAUUUUCAGCUCUUCCUGAAACCAACAUUUUAAAUGUGGUUAAGUUCCUGGGCUUAUGUACAUCUAUACAUCCAGAAGGUUACCAAGAUGGAGAAAUAAUGUUGCUGAUUUUAAUGCUGUUUAAAAUGAGUUUGGAAAAAGAGCUUAAACAGAUUCCAUUAGUAGACUUUCAGAGCCUCCUGAUAAAUCUCAUGAAAAACAUCAGAGAUUGGAACACAAAGGUUCAUGAACUCUGUCUAGGCAUAAAUGAACUCUCCAGUCAUCCCCAUAACCUUCUGUGGUUGGUACAGCUAGUCCCUAACUGGACAUCUCGUGGAAGGCAGCUGAGGCAAUGUCUCAGUCUGGUGAUCAUUUCAAAGCUUUUGGAUGAAAAACAUGAAGAUAUUCCUAAUGCCAGUAAUCUUCAGGUCUCAGUCCUACAUCGCUAUCUAGUGCAGAUGAAGCCUUCUGAUUUGUUGAAGAAAAUGGUCUUGAAGAAAAGGGCCGAACAGCCAAAUGAAACUAUUGAUGACAGUCUUCAUUUAGAACUUGAAAAGCAGGCAUAUUACCUGACCUACAUUCUUCUUCAUUUAGUUGGGGAAGUUAGUUGUUCUCAUUCUUUUUCUUCUGGACAACGGAAACACUUCGUGCUGCUUUGUGGGGCUUUGGAAAAGCAUGUUAAGUGUGAUAUUAGAGAAGAUGCAAGACUUUUCUACAGAACUAAAGUGAAAGACUUGGUUGCCAGAAUACAUGGAAAAUGGCAAGAAAUAAUCCAGAACUGUCGGCCUACUCAGGGGCAGCUUCAUGACUUCUGGGUGCCAGAUUCGUAACAGAAGCAAAAAGCAGCAAAAAUACAAAAUUCGAAGGGCCUUUCCAAGAGGAUUACUGUGGAAUCCAGCAGAUGCUGAGGAACACGGCUGUGUGCCACCUGCAUGUGUAGUGUGAGGCUGGUGAUGAAGACUUGCCAGUUUCUGAAGCAGAUAUGAAAUGCCAUCUGCAGCGACUGUAGUGGAAAGACCAGGGAUCAAGCAAAGGAGGGGAGGCUAGAAGCAGCUGAUAGCUGCGGAUCCAGCCUGCCCCUCCUGGCACCUCUUGAUAAGUUGUCAGCAGUUAUCUUGUAAGGUGGCUUCAUAACACUUGGAUCAUCACAGAAAUAAGGAAGAAAAGUGUGGACCAGCUUGCGUUGGACGUUGAAAUGAAGGCCUACGUCCAGCUGAUUUUCAUUUCCCUUCUGGUUAUUUUAGGGUGCAAAGGGAAGGCUUAGAAUAGAGCCCUGUAAUUAGAAGUGUUGGUCUCUUCUAUAACUCCAUAAACCGUAAGCAGUUUCAGCCCAUAUAUAUCCUUUAGUAUUCAAGAUUAUAAAUCUGAGAUUUUUAAAUAUAUUUAAAAUCAAGGAACAGACAUCUGGUGUGUUGUCAGACUGCCCUUAGAGGAAGAGAUUAAGCUACAAAGUAGUGACUGUUUUUAAAGUGCCAGAACAUCCAUAGGCAGUUUGUUUAGGGUUUCUUGUAAUGCAUAUAUUUUUAAAUACUGGUUUAAUCAUAAACUCUCAGCUAAGCUAGAAUUCUGGCCAUUGGUAACUAUAUUACAGAAGUCUCUAUAAAAGGCUUAAAAAUCUGGAAAUUUCCAAAAUCCUUGUUUCCACAAGUAUAUAAUUUAGCAGAGGCCUUGAUGGUGUUUAUUUUGGGGACUGUGUGUGUGUGUGUGUGUGUGUGUGUGUGUGUGUGUGUGUGUGUAUGCGCGCUCGUGUGCAUGCACACUGGAGUUUGUAUCUUGAAGUUGUUGCACUUGAAAACCACAGCUGCUCUAAAUUCUUUUAAACACUGGAAAGCCAUCCUUUAGUUUAGAUGGUAGAGGUUAGCAGAAGUGCACAUGCUAGAUUGAGCCUUAGGCCCUUUGAAAACCUUGGUAGUGACACUCCUGCUGACCAGUGUCAGUUUGGGGAGGGUUUACUUCCUAAAAAGGAUGCCAACUGCUUAUUCUUUGAAUAUUGGCUGGAGCGAGCGGCUUGCUCCCUCCUGAGCGUGCUAAUGUCUGUGUGGGUCCAGGUCGGGGUGGUGGGAAAGGGAGCUGGGCUCAGUGUUAUGGUUUGAGAGGGGAAAAUAAGUUCUGAGAGCUAACUUUCUACCUCUAAACUGAGGCUUAGGAAUAAAAACCAUUUUCUCUUAAAUUCAUCAUUUAAAGUAGCAUUAGCAACUUUAGAGCUCAUGUCAAGCAUUGGGCAGUUAGAGGUUUCCUAGGGAAGACUACACAAAUCACAUUUUCAAGAAUUGAGGCUGAUCGAGGCUCCAAGAGUCAGACCAACAAAGGUUUUAUUCUGUGUUGAGUUUACUGGUAAGAAUAUUGUCUUGAUGCUACCUCUCAAGGGUAUUGUUACAAAUGCCACUAUGGUUAAAGAGAUAGAUACGAAGAGUUCUAUUUGACUGAAGCUUGAAACUCUGGCAUCUAUCUGCCCAACAGUGGGGCUUUCACUCUGUAAUUUAAUACCUUGUAGAUACAUUAUUUGUGUGUAAUUUUAUAAGUGUUCAUAUUUUUCUCAUUUUGCAUUGUGUAAAGUGUACAAAAUCUCAAAGUAUAAAAAUCUGCUUAUAUUGCUUGUAAUUACAGUGUGUAAAUAUUUUCUAUUGUGUACAUUGACGGGGACAAGUGGGUUAUUCAGGUUUUUAAGUGAUCCUUUUAUAUUGCAGUUUCAACCAAUAACCACCCAUCAAAUUUAAAACCACUUUGAUACAUUCUUAUUUAGCAGUUCCAAUAAGAAUAAAAUCUCUAUUUUUAAUUGUCUUUCUCCAUUAGAGAAAAAUACUUUAUCUGUCCCUUUAAAAUAAAUGGCCAGACAUCAGUUUAGGCCUCUGUAUUUAUGACUCUGGUAGCACUCAGUCUUCAGCCUCCAGGUCAUAGUCCAGUCAGUAUUUACAUUUGGUUCUCGUGGAAAUGUUGUGGUUCUAUUUUAGCACAAAUAGCUCAUGGUUUUCCUCCCAAAUCAAGUAUUUUCCAUCUCCUUCCGAGUCCCCAUGCAUUGGCUCCCUCUGCCUGUUGUUGCCCAGGAAAUGGAAUGGGAGAGAGGGAGAAAAUGCUCAUUGCACAGAGACUGUCAGGCCAUACUUGGGACUUGGCAAACAGAGCUUGCACUGAGUGGUGGUGUGUUUGGCAAUAUUACUGUGCCAAAAAUAAUCCUUGUCUAAUUUUCUGGAUGUGUAUGUCAAACUUUUUACCCUUACUGCAAGCUGAAAAUUAAAGUACUUGUGUUUCUGCUUUUGUGUGUAACUGUUUGCCUUUUCUGACCUGCUUUUCUUGUUACCUGAAAAUACAGUUCUGUAAUCCAUGUUAAGUGAAGAGGCUUUCUGUGCACAAAAUCACCUGUGUAGCACUGAAGUCAGUGGUGUGCAUUGUUUUGUCUGUGUCCUGAUGGCAACGGUGCCUUUGUCACCUUUCAGAAGGUUGGCUUUUUUUUUUUUAAUGCAAGUAGUAGCUUGCUUUUGACUUCACAAAAAAAUAUAUAUAUGUAUCUCCCCAGUAAUGAUAGAUAAGAUAGUUACCACCCAGGCUCUGUUGAAGCAUUUGGGGUUUUUUGUUUGUUUGUUUUUGUUUUAGGUUUUUUUUUUUCUUCCUCUGUCCCCCCAAUCAAACAGUUGGUGGGGGCAGUAAUGAUGUGUGGAGUCUAGAAACCAGGAGUAUUUUUAAGUUUAAAUCUGACUCAUUGACAAGCAGCUGAGUUGGAGACCUUGGCUUGUCCCUCAGGAGGCAAGGGUCGGGUACAGGUGGUGGGUGUGUGAGUCAGUCAGCACAAUUCGAUCUCGUGGGUAUGCUGACUCUGUGGUGCAGGAGCACCUCAUCUGUGCCUCAGUUUCCCCGGGGCAUUCUUGUCAGCCAGUUAAUCUACUAGCUCUUAGGCAGUAAAUGCAAUGUGUUGUGUUUUUUUUCCUUUAAAAUUUUAUACUGUCUUGUUUAAAGUCUUCUGAAUGUAUGUGUAUGUGUUAUUAAAACUUUUUUCUCAGCUUAA
Messenger RNA from Grammomys surdaster, 6857 nucleotides. RefSeq names its product SMC5-SMC6 complex localization factor 2 (gene Slf2). The coding region runs from base 193 to 3687 and encodes 1164 amino acids. The record is from RefSeq and is a predicted model, not a curated record. Gene Ontology annotation, biological process: DNA damage response; protein localization to site of double-strand break; positive regulation of double-strand break repair. Lineage: Eukaryota; Metazoa; Chordata; Mammalia; Rodentia; Muridae. Gene Ontology annotation, cellular component: site of double-strand break; nucleus. The transcript has 20 exons.